AUGAUGCCUGAUCGGGAGACGGUAGGGGGUCCUGGCACUGGCAGCGGUGGUUUUUUGCCACUACAGUUCCCAUCAGCAUUCGCAGCUUUCCAUGCUUCAACACCACCCGGCGCAGCCACCACAGCAAUGCACCACGCAACACAUUAUCAUCAUCAUGCACAGUUAGCAGCGGCAGCAGCAGCGGCAGCCGGGGCUACCAGCGAGUUGAGUUACCUUGCAGCACUACAUCCAGCCUAUCGUCCCGUGCCUUAUGAUCAUCCUCUUUAUGGUGCUAAUACUCUACGAGGUUUGGAAUAUUUGAGUGCAGCUAGAAGUUUGCAUCCGGAAUUGCAUGCCGGGAGUACAUUAGCCAGUCAAGAUUUUCAACUUAGUUUGGAAGGAUCAAGAAUAGCUUCUCCAAAUCGUUUGAGGUUAUCCGGCGGGGCAAUAGGUGCGUCGGCAAAUAGAAAACGAGCAGUUUCAUGGAGUCCCUACUCUGCUGAGUCGUUAGACCUGGCAGCUGUCAUCAGAGCAUCACCUGCUAGCUUAGCUGUCAGAGCGCCUUCAGCGGCCUCCACCGGCAGCUAUGGACACCUUAGUGCUGGUGCAAUAUCUCCGGCGCUGUCGUUGUCUCAUGCGUCUCUCGCUCAACAACUUCUGGCGAGAGGCGGUGUUGGUGGUAGCAGUGUGCUGUCCGGAGGUGUGCUGCUUGAUCCUGCUCAUCAACAGGCUGCGGCAGCUGCGGCACACCAUGCUGCGCAUGCGCAUCUUGUUGCCGGAAUACACAGAUCUCAUAUAUCUUCACCGACUCAGCUCCUCAUAGGUGGUCCAGUGGAUGUCAGAAAUGGUUUGGGUUUAGAUGGAACACCUCCUCAUAUGCAACAGCCGCCACAGCAACCCGAAAUCACUAGCGUCAUGGAAGCAGAUAGCGCAUCAACGGCCUUAACGCAGCGCAAAUCACCCCAAGUAUUGGUUUCUCAUAGAGACAAUAUGCAUGGCAAUAAACCGUUAUCAGCAGCUGCCGAAAGUACUGUACAUGACGGGCUCGACUCUAAGGAUGAGCCUGGGGACUUUAUAGAGACAAAUUGUCAUUGGGUUGACUGUAAACUUGAGUUUCCAACACAAGACGAUCUUGUAAAACAUAUAAAUACAGAUCAUAUUCAUGCUAGUAAAAAAGCCUUCGUCUGUCGCUGGGUUGGAUGUUCUAGAGAUGAAAAGCCUUUUAAAGCUCAAUAUAUGCUGGUAGUUCAUAUGAGAAGACAUACGGGAGAAAAACCCCAUAAAUGUACAUUUGAAGGUUGCUGCAAAGCCUAUUCGCGUUUGGAAAAUUUAAAGACUCAUCUGCGAAGUCACACUGGAGAGAAACCUUACACCUGCGAGUAUCCUGGAUGUGCGAAAGCUUUUUCCAAUGCCAGUGACCGUGCUAAGCAUCAGAACCGAACGCAUAGUAAUGAGAAACCAUACGUUUGCAAGGCUCCAGGAUGUACAAAAAGAUACACAGAUCCAUCAUCUCUCAGAAAACACGUGAAGACAGUACAUGGCGCAGAAUUUUAUGCCAGUAAAAAACAUAAAGGUUGUAGUCGUGGGGAUGACUCAGCAGAAUCUGGUGGAGGUUGUGCUGGUUCUUCGCCGAGGUCGGAGGAGGGAGGUGCUCUUAUCAGAGGUCACACCUCUUCAGCCUCCGUCAAGAGCGAAAGUCCGGCUUCACCACUACCGCUUAUGCACACUACAGCACAUCAGCUCUCAGCACAGUGCGGUGGAGAUUUAGACUUUGGUGGUUCAGGGCUAGGUGGAUUUAGUGACGAACACGGAGCCCCAUACUUCCGACUUGAUGGCGAUGUGGAACAAGAAGUGGUUGGUGAAGUUGGUCAGCUCCCACUGAUGCUUCGUGCGAUGGUUGCUAUUGGAGAACCACGACAUGGACCAAGAUUCGGUAACAAAAUGGCCCUUGGGAGACUUAUGCCUUCUGUACAUGACAUGGGUGCCGUCCAAGGAAGAACAGAAUUGGGCAGUACUAACGUAGCAGUCGAACUGAAGACUGGAGUCCCAAACACAAGAAGAGAUUCUGGAAUUUCAUCAGGAAGCAGCUUGUAUAGUGCGAGGUCUUCAGAUAUCUCACGCAAAAGUAGCCAAGCAUCUGUAGUAUCAGGUGCAGUUGCUACAACCAUUGGCAUUGCUGGACCCCAGAGGCUUGCCUCUCAACACACUAACGUAUAUGAUCAAUUAUCACCUGAUAGUAGCAGAAGAUCUAGUCAAGUGUCAUGCGUAGGAUAUGCACCACCACCAUCAUCAGCUUUGGCAGCAGUACAAGCUGUAAGAACCUCGCAAGGUCACCAGGCUGUAUUACUUCGCGGUGUAACCUGUUCCGAAGUUAGAGCUGAAGAAUUGGCUCUGGAACUAGAUCCCAAUGUACAGGUUAAAGAAGAAGCUAGAAGACUUUCAGAGCAAUCAAAUCUAAGUGACCAAGCUCAAAGCUAUCAACCUUAUCCCUCUAAUAACGACGACGUGGGUGAGACUCCAUUCCCGUUUAAAACAGAAGAUGACCAUGAAAUAGCCUAUAAGGAAUCCCGUUCCAAUUCCACUAACACAGUUGUUAUUACUACAGCUCAAGUUCAUCACCCAAAUCAAGAAGUAAAUCUAGAACAGGUUGCUGAAGGAGAAAUGGUGGAGAACAAGCUGGUGAUACCAGACGAAAUGAUGCAAUAUCUUAACCAAUCAAUAUUGGGAACCGACUCGGUAACACCAGCCAAAACGGACUCUACCAACCUCAAACCUGAAGCAAGUAAAAACAAUGAUACAACCAAAGACAUUCUAACCAGUCAAACACAAACAAACAAUUCCAGUGACAAAAUAAGUGAUGUCGCUACUAGUGACGAUUCUCUUCUAAAAAAUCUAGGUGCCAUAGGAAGUGAUCUCAACAUAAGUGAUAUUCAAGUCGAUUUAAGGUCAUUAGACGUUAGCAUGUCUGGUAAUAGCGGCUCUCUUUUAGCUGCCAAAAGUCCAGAUGAAAAGAAUCCUCCACUUCAAGAACAGGUUAUAUCUGAAGUCGCAAAUGAAAAAUGCGAAGAAUACUUAAAACCUCCCGCUAAUAAUGCAGCCAAUAAUCCUUUGCAAUCAUUGCAAACGAUGGCUGCCAAUCAAACGGAGCAAUCAAACAGAAUGAGGAUUAAUAAUUCUCUACCUCAAAAGCCAGCUAUUAGUCCUAAGACUAUUAUUAUGACACCUCAAACAGUUAUGAGUCCUAAUUUGGUUCAUAGUAUGUUAAGUCCACAGAGUCUACCACAUAGUUCUAUGAGUCCACAGAGUAUAAGAAGUCCACAACACAUGCCACCAGGUAUAAUGAGCCCUCCAAGUAUAUACAAUGUUAUGAGCCCUCAGAGUGUAAUGUCUGUUAUGUCUCCGCAACAUAAUGCAAUGAGUCCACAGAGUAUGCCAAGUUUAAUGAGUCCGCAAAUGCCCAAUCAAAUGAUGAGUCCGCGUAACAACAACAUAGGUAGUCCUAUUACGCAAAACAUGGGAAGUCCAAUGAUGAAUAUAACCAGUCCAAUGAAUCAAAACAUAGCAAGUCCAAUGAGUCAUGGAAUGCCUAGUCCAAUGCAUCCGGGUCUCCAAAGCCCUAAUCCUAUGGUACAAAACCUCUCUAAUAUGCCAAGAAAUUCGCAAACGAUUCAAAAUCAAAAUCAACACCUUAUGAUGAAUAUGAAUCCAGCACAACAAUUGUCGCAACAACAAGCCUAUAAUAAUCAUCAGAAUUGUAAUUCUAAGCUCCCAAACAAAAAUUACAACAAUGUCCCUAACCAAUACCAAAACCAAACAUACACUCAAGCAGCAGCAUAUCCUACGCAAAAUCAAAUGAAUAUAAAUAUGAGAAAUCAAAAUAUACAGCAGUACCAAAUGAUGCAACAAUUCAAUCAAAACCAAGCACAGAUACCGAUGAUGCCUCCAAAUAAUUCGAAUAUGGCUUACGGUAACCAAAUGCAAAAUUAUGCUCAACAUGGCAGUUAUACAAACCAGAGUAAUCAAUUGCAUCCGAUGCAAAUAUCUAGGUCUUCUAUGAUGAGCGUCGACAAUAGUGGCAAUAUGAACCGAGGGUCGUUAAAUGGUUAUUACGAACAGACCAUGAGUCCGUCUGCACAGAAUCCGCAGUACAAUCAAAAUGUACAAUAUCCAGCUCCACCUCCAUACAACGCGGUGAACAAUGCAGCUAAUGUUAUGGGUCCGCCGCCACCGAAAAACAAUCAUCAAUAUAACCAAGCUAUGAUGAACAACAAUCAAUAUUAUAACAACCAGAGAUCUUACAAUCAAUGGGACUAUCCGGGUAAUCAGUUCAAUAAACAUAAUAUGCAAAAAUCUACACAAAACUCAGUUAACAUGUCAACUGGUAGCCAUAAACCUGUCGUGAACGGUACACGAAUAUCAAUGAAUUGCAACCAAAUAAUGAAAAAUCCUGGUGAACAAACUGAUUGUAGUAUGAACAGCUUAAGGAGUCAAAAUAACCAGGCUGAUGUUCAAGUGUGGGAUAUAUCUCAAUCUCAAAUAGAGGCUACGAAUGGUAGGAAGAAGAAUCAAAAUACUAUGCGUCAAGAAACUUACCAGCGGACUUUAGAAUACGUUGAGAAUUGCGAAAACUGGAAGAGUUCUGAAAUAGUUUCUAGCAGUACACACCCUCUACAAGGCGGAGACAAUAUGGUUGUGAACGACCUCAGGACUUCCUUAUCUUCGUUUUAUGAAGAGAAUCAAUAUUUGCAAAUGAUUCAAUAA
Danaus chrysippus (African queen) is the source of this 4740-nucleotide messenger RNA. The record is from the annotation of a GenBank genome assembly. NCBI's taxonomy places the organism in Eukaryota, Metazoa, Arthropoda, Insecta, Lepidoptera, Nymphalidae.